UCUAAAACCAAAAAAGCAAAUACAAAAAGUAGCCGUUGCUCCUCUUUUUAUCGAUUCAAUUCAUCAAAACCCUAGCCCCAUUUCUACUUAAUAAUACGCAGUGCACACAACCUGUUCGACAAAAUUCCCCACAGAAACAUCUUAGAUCUUUUCAUCCAUUUGAACAAAUCUAACAAGUUCGAUCAUUUCCCACUGCAGAAAUGGCUUCAAAAACCGCCAGCAAAGACAUCAUCACUCUCCGUGGAUCCACCGCCAUCGUCAGCGAGUUUUUCGGAUAUGCUGCAAACAGUAUUCUGUACAAUCGGGCUGUGUACCCGGAAGAAAGCUUUGGAAAAGUGAAGAAAUAUGGACUUCCUUUGUUGCUUUCUCAAGAUGAGGGUGUUAAGACCUUCAUUGCAAAUUUGAACACACAGCUUUCUGAAUGGCUGGAAGCUGGGAAGUUACAAAGGAUUGUUCUUGUGAUAAUGAGCAAGGCCACUAAUGAAGUACUUGAAAGGUGGAAUUUCAGUAUAGAGACUGAUAAAGAAGUUGUUGAAAAAGGAGUUUCAAGAGAGAAGAGUGAUAAGGAAAUCAUGAGGGAGAUUCAAGCUAUCAUGAGACAGAUUGCAUCCAGCAUCACUUACUUGCCAUGCCUUGAUGAACCCUGUAUAUUUGAUGUGUUAGCAUAUACUGAUAUGGAUGUUGCGGUACCUUUCACUUGGACCGAGAGUGAUCCGAAACUGAUUGCGAAUCCGCAGAUGGUGAAAUUGCAUUCUUUCGAUACCAAGAUUCACAAGGUUGACACUUUAGUGUCUUACAAGAAUGAUGAAUGGGAUGAGCAGUAAUUAGUAAAAGAUGUGGUUUUUUACUUUUUACUCAAACUUUGGUUUCUGUUGUUGUUGGUUCCCAAAGAUUGUGAUGUGAAUCAUUUUGAUUCACAUUUUCUGUAAGCUGCUUAAGAUAUAUGAAAUAUAAAUAUGGAAUCUUGUUCUAUCAUGGCUUUCAUGAAAA
This is a messenger RNA of Helianthus annuus (common sunflower), 990 nucleotides long. RefSeq names its product mitotic spindle checkpoint protein MAD2. The transcript has 7 exons. The record is from RefSeq and is a predicted model, not a curated record. Bases 201 to 824 code for a protein of 207 amino acids. Gene Ontology annotation, cellular component: kinetochore; cytoplasm; nucleoplasm. Gene Ontology annotation, biological process: mitotic spindle assembly checkpoint signaling. NCBI's taxonomy places the organism in Eukaryota, Viridiplantae, Streptophyta, Magnoliopsida, Asterales, Asteraceae.